Messenger RNA from Cryptotermes secundus, 2980 nucleotides. RefSeq names its product TRAF-type zinc finger domain-containing protein 1. The coding region runs from base 252 to 1772 and encodes 506 amino acids. The record is from RefSeq and is a predicted model, not a curated record. The transcript is spliced from 11 exons. Lineage: Eukaryota; Metazoa; Arthropoda; Insecta; Blattodea; Kalotermitidae.
UUUCAUAGUUGUCGAUAGCUUUAUGAGAAAUUUACAUUCCAAGUAAUGUGAGUUCCAGACUUUUUCAAAUUAGUGUAGUGUUAUAAUAGGAUUUCAUAACCAAAUGUAUUAACAGUAAAUACAUUGUCGGGGAAAUUAUAUAUGCGGUACGACCAGUAAAAUAACAGCGCAAAAUACACAGACGGAACAUUACAUUGUUAUAGACUUUUCGAUAUAUCUUUCCAGCCUAGGCAACUUACCAGCACAGAACUAUGUGUGAUGUUGACGUUCGUUUUUGUUCAAAUUGCAAGCGGGAGGUUCCUCAAAGUAAUUUUGUAAUGCACAAUGUGCAUUGCCAGAGGAAGCUUGCUCUCUGUAUAAAGUGUGAUGAACCUGUACCAAGAUGUGAGCUUGCAUCUCACAAUACAAAUUUCCAUGCAGUGGUUGAGUGUCCAGCAUGUGGCCAUCAGUGUGAAAAGAGACAUUUAAUUGAUCAUCAGAAAUCAUCAUGUAGCCAUCGAGCUGUAUGCUGUAAUUACUGUCAUAUUGAAACAGAAGCUAAUGAAUUGGCAGAACAUGAAAAUUACUGUGGAAGUCGUACAGAACGAUGUGAAGAUUGUGGAGAAUUUGUGAUGCUAAAGUAUCAGCAGCUACAUCUGGAUUCUAACCAUGCUUUCUUGAAACUUGAAGAUGAGCCAGGUCCUACACCUUCAUGGAGCAAUACACGAGCAACAUCUUCCAAUCUUCUCAACGAUUUGAGUCGCCAGCGUAAGGUAUCAAAUGCCAGUCAAGAUUCUGCACGCCCAACUUUGGCCUCCAAUCGGCUCUCUCCCAGCAAACGCACUAAUGAUAUGCCUCAAGUCAACUCUGCCACUACUGCAACUCCUACAAAAGAUCAUCAUAAGACCACUAUUCCUUCAGAUGACAGUGGAGUUGACUUGGAUCGUUUACUGGCCCUCCGACUCGCUGAACAAGAACGGAUGUUGCACACUAUCCCAUCAGCUCCGUAUCUGGUUGAUGUAGGAGUCCCUGCCCAGAGAGGUGGAGAGCUUGUGGCAUUGCCGUGUGAGUUUUGUCAGGCCAUGGUGCCAGCCAAUCAGCUUGUCCUCCAUGAGACAGGGUGCCAUCUGGAUCUCGCUCGUUAUGAUCCUGCUCCUGUACCACUACAGAGAUGUAGGACCCCAUCUUCCUCAUCAGAAGAAGAUGAGCAAAGUGAUGGUUUGCCAUGCGAGUUCUGUGGUGCUCUCUUUCCGCCACAGUUUCUUCUUCAACAUCAGGCUUUGUGUAAUGUCACACCACCUCUGCAUGAUGGCAUCCUAGUAAAUGAAUUGGGUCCUCUACCAAAGUCUAGCAAUAGGACAACUAAGAAACUGCUGAAUCUGGACACAGACACGCCACGUCUCUUCCCCCCAACAUCUGUGGAUCAGACGGAUGCUACGAAUCCAUAUCUGAAUGAGAUGCGGGCAGCUUUGAAGAAACCUAUGGCCAGUGUACAGCCUAUCGGUCACCAGUACUUGGCUGGCUCUGAAUUUGCUCAACAGAAUGAAUUUGAAAGUGCAAACUGCCAUUCAAACGUUCCUUCAUCAGGGUGUGCCAAUGGGAUGGUGAGUCAUCCUACCUCAACUGGAGCAGUACCAAAACAGAAGGCAGGAAGGCGUGCCAGCACCCAUGAAGUCUCCCAAGAAGUACCGCGCCCCCCUGCCACCACAGUAAAUCAAUCCGGUCAUAUACGGUUCCAACAUACUGAUGCCAAAAGUGAAAUUCUAUUCAUUGCUCACAAAGCCCUGUCAUAAGAGCUGUAUUUCCAAGAUUGAGGGUGGAAACCAUCGUCAAGCUAGAAGUCUCAUUAAACAACAAAUAUCCAGUGUGUUAAGUCCUUACUUUACAUUCUCAGCUAUUUCAUUUUGAACUAAGUUAAGGAAAGUGUAAUGUGAAAAAUAUGUAUAAAGACAGGGUUUGUAUUCAAAUAAACAUGAAAUUCUUGCUUUUAUAAUAUUUUAAAACUAGCAGUGACAGUUACUUCAGUAUUUCUACUCGUAUAUUGUGAUUUUGUUACAGAAGCUUGUUUCAUAAUUGUACUGAAGUCAUUUUCAUUGCAAUAUGAAAUGAUGUACUGCAUUUUUGUAAAAUUAUGUUUCAAAUUGCUCUCUCUCUCUAUCUACAAUCUUUAUUCCUUCCUUCUCUUAGUCUUUUGAACACUUAUGGUUUCUCAAGUUUAAUUGAAAUUGUAGCAUAGUAACUAGGCAUGUGUAAGUCUCACAUUCUUUUAGAUCGAAUCAAGAAAUAAAAUUAUUGAUCUCAAUUCAGAUGUUAGUUUUUCAUUCUCAGACUUCAAGAUUUUUCUGGUAGUUACCUUUGCUUUGCAAAGAGGGGCUGGUAUCACAUUUGACCAAAUGGAAGACAAACCCCUCCCCCAGGGGUUACACAACUGUGGGUCACCAUUAUGAAUUUGAUUGAUACAUACAAAUAAAAUAUUUUCAACCUGUUGUAUGUUUUUAGAAUGUUCAUAUCAUAGAUUGCACCAAGGACCAGUAGUUCAUACUAUCGCAGUAUGUGAGAGUAGCUUGUGAAGAAGUGAGAGAGAAAUGUAUUUUUUAAGUCCUGUUCAGGAUGGUGUUUACACAUGUUACAGAGGAGUAGGUUUUCUUUCUAGCCCAUACCUUCACUUUGCACUUUGAUGCAUUUUCAAUGAAAUGUUAGUGUAUUUCAAUAUACAGUGCAGUUGCAUCAUUGAUGUUGCAGGUACAAAAUCCAUUGUCAUAAAAACAUUUGGCAAUGAAAAGAUGCUUGUGACUGUAAUUUUGAUGGUUUGGCAGACAGUAUGAAACUGCAACCAUGUGUUAUGGCAGAAAGGUAAAACUAUCCCUGUAACAGGCCAUGGAGGCCAAUAAGAUUGUGAGACAUUGAGGCUCCAACAUAUUCUAGACAGUCGGCUUAGAGAUGUAGGUGAGGUUGUGAGUUCUGUAUUUCAGCAUCCCGUUGCAAUUGUUUAACUUAAGGU